This is a messenger RNA of Vitis riparia (riverbank grape), 1655 nucleotides long. RefSeq names its product 3-ketoacyl-CoA synthase 2-like. Gene Ontology annotation, cellular component: membrane. Gene Ontology annotation, molecular function: acyltransferase activity, transferring groups other than amino-acyl groups. Bases 122 to 1549 code for a protein of 475 amino acids. The record is from RefSeq and is a predicted model, not a curated record. The transcript has 2 exons. Gene Ontology annotation, biological process: fatty acid biosynthetic process. Lineage: Eukaryota; Viridiplantae; Streptophyta; Magnoliopsida; Vitales; Vitaceae.
CCCAUGUUUUAUUUAAACGUAUGAUCUCUCUCCCACCUCCAAAACCCUAAAAUCCAUUGCCCUCCAUCUCUCAAGUUUCAACCUUCUCUUUCAAAAACUCUCCAAAAAAAGCCCCUCUAAUAUGAUUUCCCACGCUAUAUUUGUCCUCAGCUUCAUGGAAAACCAUCUGUUAAUGCUCCUAACAAACCACCCGAAGCUUAAUUUCAUGCUCCAAGUAACACUGUGCCUAGCCCUAAUGGCCUUCAUGUUAAACCUUUUCAUGGCAAACCCUUGUCGGAAAGUCUACUUACUAGACUUCGCAUGCUACAAACCAGCCAACUCUUUACAAUGCACUAAAGAAAUGUUCUUGGAGCGGUGCAGACGAUUCGGGAACUUCUCCGAGGACAGCCUGGAUUUCAUUAAAAAAACGUUAGAGCGAUCGGGACUGGGCGAAUCCACAUACUUACCUGAGGGAUUGGUGAGGUUUUACCCUCCGAAUACCUGCAUGGCAGAGGCGAGAAAAGAGGCCGAGAUGGUGAUGUUCGGAGCUGUGGACGAGUUACUAGCCAAGACUGGACUGAAGGGUAAGGAGAUAGGGAUAGUGGUGGUGAAUUGCACUAUCUUUAACCCGGUGCCAUCUCUCUCUUCCAUGAUUGUGAAUAGAUACAAGCUUGGUGAGAAUGUUUUGAGCUACAAUCUUGGUGGGAUGGGUUGCAGCGGCGGAGUCAGAGCCAUAUCCCUUGCCAAACACCUCCUUCAGGUGCACCAUAACUCCUAUGCACUAGUGCUGAGUACAGAGAACAUCACCCCAAAUUGCUACAUGGGCCAUGAUCGAUCCAAGAUUCUUAUCAACUGCCUGUUCCGUGUGGGCGCGGCCGCCAUCCUCCUCUCCAACCGGCCUUCCGACCGCCGCUGCUCAAAGUACCAGCUCAUCCACACCGUCGACACCCACACGGCAAGCUCCGACCGUUCCUACAACUGCAUAUUCCAAGAAGAGGACCGUGAAGGCCACAUGGGUGUCACAGUCAGCAAAGAUCUCCUGGCCGUCGCCACCAUAGCCAUCAACUCCAACUUAGCCUCGCUGGGCCGCCUGAUCCUCCCCGCAUCGGAAAAGCUCCGAUUUCUUGCAAACUACAUAAUCCGAUACUUCCACGUGGCAAACAUCGAGCCGUACGUGCCAAAUUUCAAGAGCGCGUUUGAUCACUUUCUUCCUCAUCCUGGUGGGAAGCCUGUACUGGACGAAGUGGAGAGAAACCUGAAAAUAAGUGAGAUUCAAAUGGAAGCAUCUAGAAUGACACUGUAUAGAUUUGGGAAUGUCUCCAGUAGUACAGUGUGGUAUGAGCUAGCCUACACCGAGGCCAAGGGUAGGGUUAAGAGGGGUGAUCGUGUGUGGCAGAUUGCAUUUGGGUCGGGGUUCAAGUGCACUAGUCUCAUCUGGAAGGCGAUGAGGACCGUUGAUAGUGGGGAAAAAAUGAAUCCUUGGAGCGAUGAGAUUGAUGAGUUUCCAGUGGUGCAGCCGCAGAGCACAGGAUCAUUCUCCUUCUUUUUUGAGUCGUUCGAACCAACAUGAUUGUGAUGAUCAUGAUCUGUUGUAAACUCGUAAUGGGUGCUGUUUGAUCAAGCCGUUCCUUUUUUCUUUUUCUUUUUUUUUUCUUUUUUUAAUUUUCGUAUUUGUA